CAUGCUAAACGACUUUGAUGUCAGAGCUCCCAUCAGCCCUCUACACCUCGCUGCGUACCACGGCCACCACCAUGCUAUGGAGGUCCUGGUUCAGUCUCUGCUGGAUCUAGACGUGAGGUACCUGUCUGCCUUAAAAAGCCAUGUGGAGUGUGUUGACGUCCUCAUCAACCAGGGAGCCUCCAUCCUGGUUAAAGACUUCACCCUGAAGAGGACCCCCAUUCACGCUGCAGCAACCAACGGUCAUUCGGAGUGUUUGCGUUUGCUGAUUGGAAAUGCUGACCUCCAGAGUGCAGUGGACGUUCAAGACGGGAAUAGACAAACCCCUCUGAUGCUGUCGGUGCUGAGCGGACACACAGACUGUGUGUACUCACUGCUCAACAAGGGAGCCAGAGACAAAUGGCACAGAACAGCUCUACACAGAAGGGUAGUGAGGAGACGUCCGGACACAUCGUGGUGCUGCGGUGGCUCCUACACACCGCCCAGUCAGUGUGGACCCUCCCCGUCAUCACAGACAACCAGGGCUACACGCCAAUACAUUGGGCCUGCUACAACGGUACGUACUGGACAGAGGGACAGCGAAGUGAGCCCGAGGCCACAAACAAAUACACACAUAAAUAUAGCGUGUCUUAAAUCACCACAGCCAGCUUCGGGAGGGCACGAACCGAGACAGUCCGCACAGGAGCCUUAAAAGUCCCUCAGACUGAGAGAGAGAGAAAAGGGGGGAGGGAGAGGGGGAGGCACAACAGGCUGGCUGGCCCACACUCAUCCUCUCGUACCACCAGGUGUCCUUCCAGCAGAUACUGGACUUCAGAGGAACUGCUGCUUCUAUACCCCAUCUUUACCUUUACCCACAAAGGUCCUAAACGGUAGAAAGUGUCCGGCCAACAGACAGACGCCUUAUGAUGGCAAUAACCUGUAGUCCAAGGGGAUUUUAGCACCUCACUGAGAGCAAAACAGACAGGGACCAAAAGAUGUGGAAAAAGCAUUUUUCAUGAGAGUGAUUGUCUUGUUUAUCCGCACACUAAGACAGUCAGAACGCACCUAGCCUCUUGUCUGUAAUCCAUGUGGGAGGAGGGGAAAUCAUACAUUUUUUAUGAACAAACAUUUUAAUAAAAUCAUUCAUGUCUUAAGCUCUGUGGGAAUCAACAAAUCGUAGUAUUUGCUCUCAUGAGUAAUUGUAAAGAUUUGAUGAUCCCAAAUGGAACCCUAUUCCCUAUACUGAAUAGUAAACUACUGUUGAACAGGGCCCAUAGUGGUCUGGUCAAAAGCAGUGCACUCUAAAGGAAAUAGGGUGCCAUUUGGGAUGCUGGUUUUGCAUACCGGUAUGUGAGCAACAGGACUUUUUGAUGGGACAUAUUACAUUUGUGUUAUUAAACCUACCUGUCCUUUGGCCUCUAGAAAGUAUUUUAGAAAGUAAAUGAUUAAUUCAUGUAUUCUUUCUUGUGAUAUUUAUGUCAUCAUUUUGUGCCUUCGUUAGUUACUAAGGGGUGGUUAGGAGAGUAGGGGCAACUGUAUGAGCGAAAACAAUGAUGCACACUAAGUACUACAACGUUUGUGAAAAGCACUGAUACUAUCCCGAGGCAUGUGAGGUGGAAAACAUGUCUCCCUUGGAGAGGAGAAACACUGUAAACCAAUGGUAGAACA
Messenger RNA from Salvelinus namaycush (lake trout), 1644 nucleotides. Its product is annotated as serine/threonine-protein phosphatase 6 regulatory ankyrin repeat subunit A-like. Bases 2 to 688 code for a protein of 228 amino acids. Gene Ontology annotation, molecular function: protein binding. The transcript is spliced from 4 exons. The record is from RefSeq and is a predicted model, not a curated record. NCBI's taxonomy places the organism in Eukaryota, Metazoa, Chordata, Actinopteri, Salmoniformes, Salmonidae.